AAUUACAAGAUCUUGUACUAUAUAAUAAAAACGAGGACUACUCCACAGUCUAGUAUCAUCCAUCACAACUGUCUUUCUCUUCUUAACAAGUUAUACAACAAGCUAAAAAACAAUAAAAAUGGAGCCACAAGCUGUUUCUCCCUUACCGAACCGACAUGCAGUUUGCAUACCUUAUCCAGCACAAGGCCACAUCAACCCCAUGCUGAAAGUAGCCAAGCUUCUCCACGCCAGAGGCUUCCACGUCACCUUUGUCAACACCGACUACAACCACCGCCGCAUCCUCCGAUCACGUGGCCCUCACGCUCUCGACGGUCUCACCUCCUUUCGCUUCGAGACUAUCCCGGAUGGUCUUCCUUGGACCGACGUCGACGCUAAGCAGGACAUGCUUAAGCUUAUAGACUCCACCAUGAACAACUGUUUAUCUCCAUUCAAAGAUCUCCUCACCCGGUUAAACUCCAGUUCUGAUGUACCGCCGGUUAGCUGUAUUGUCUCUGACGCUUCCAUGAGUUUCACGAUUGACGCGGGGGAGGAGCUUGAGAUUCCGGUUGUUCUGCUUUGGACGAACAGUGCUACAGCACUUAUGCUGUAUCUCCACUAUCAAAAACUCAUGGAGAAAGGAAUCAUUCCUGUAAAAGAUGAGAGCGAUUUGAAGACGGAGAUAUAUUGGAUACCAUCCAUGAACACCAUUCAGCUUAAGGACUUUCCAGACUUCAUCAUUAAAAGUGAUCAUCAACAUCUCAUGCUUAAUUUCAUCACACAUGUCACCCAAAGAUCCAAACGCGCUUCCGCUAUAAUGAUCAACACUUUCGAAAACCUCGAACACGACGUCGUCUCAUCCCUGCGAUCGAUUAUCCACCCUCGGAUCUACCCGGUCGGACCGUUACCGAUGUUGGAAGACCGGGAAAUUAACCGGGACAGCGAGAUCGGACGGCUGAGAUUGAAUCUAUGGGAAGAAGAGACGGAAUCUUUAGAUUGGCUCGGCACCAAGGAGAAGAAGAGUGUUCUCUACGUCAACUUCGGGAGUAUAACGGUUUUGACGAGCGAGCAGCUGUUAGAGUUCGCGUGGGGGUUAGCGAUGAGCGGGAAGGAGUUUCUCUGGGUGGUGCGGUCGAUUCUCCCGGCGGAUUUUCUAUCGGAGACGGCGGAUCGAGGGAUGGUGGUUACGGGAUGGUGUCCUCAAGAGAAGGUACUCUCGCAUCCGGCGAUCGGAGGAUUUUUGACUCACUGCGGAUGGAAUUCGAUGAUGGAGAGUGUGUUCGCCGGUGUUCCGAUGAUAUGUUGGCCGUUCUUCGCCGAUCAGUUGACGAAUCGGAAGUUCUGUUGCGAGGAGUGGGGGUUGGGGAUGGAGAUCGGCGACGAAGUGAAGAGGGACAGAGUGGAGGCGGUGGUUAGGGAGGUGAUGGACGGAGCGGGAGGAGUUGAGAUAAGAGAGAAGGUGAUGGAGUGGAGACGCGUGGCGGGAGAAGCUUCGGCGCCACCGUGUGGUUCGUCUUUUGUUAAUUUUCAAACGGUGGUUAAUGAAGUGCUUAUGGUUGACGGUUAGAGCGGUAUUAUUGGGCUUUGCGUAACUAAGAGCCCAUUUGUUUCUUGAUACGCCGAUAUUAUCUGCCAAAUGCAUGGAGAAAUGUCUUUCACUGUCAGUCGAGCUGCCUUUGGAUGAAUACAAGGGAAACUCAAAUUUUAUAAAA
This is a messenger RNA of Brassica napus (rape), 1688 nucleotides long. RefSeq names its product UDP-glycosyltransferase 85A4. The record is from RefSeq and is a predicted model, not a curated record. Gene Ontology annotation, molecular function: UDP-glycosyltransferase activity. NCBI's taxonomy places the organism in Eukaryota, Viridiplantae, Streptophyta, Magnoliopsida, Brassicales, Brassicaceae. The transcript is spliced from 2 exons. The coding region runs from base 119 to 1543 and encodes 474 amino acids.